AUGAACCAAACACAAAGCUCUCCCGCUCACAAUGCGCGGUACAAUCCCAUAUAUCUUCUCCCUCGAGUUAUACGAUGGAUCCACUCGAAAGUAACCAAGCGAAAAUCGAAAAUGUCAACCACCAAGGAAGACAUAAAUAUCCUCACAAACAACAUCUCCACAAACAUGUCGAUUUCGAAAGAAUCCGAAGCGACGGCUAGCCCCGUCGCCAUUCCAGAAGAAGUCGCUGCCGCUCAUAAAGAGCGUAUGGCUCAACUCAAGAAAAAACUCGAAGACAUCAACGAGUCUGUCGAGAUCCGCGAUAUGCUCCUCGCGCUCUCUGAAAAGCAUUCGGAGUACGCAUUCAACAGCGUCCGGAGUAUGGUUUGGCGGAGAGACGCUGCGCGCGAUAAGCGUGUCUUCGAAAACCUGAAGAGGAAGAUGGAGAUCGCUGGGGAAGACAUCUCGAAGCAGAUGGCGAGGGUGAAGGAUUGGGAGCGCAUCGCUUCGGACCUCCACCAAAACACCCUCAACCAAUCCGAGACGAUCGACAUUGAGCAUGAAGAUCUAGGGAUGAAGCCCGGGGUGUUCACGGAGGGUUGGGGCUGGGAUCAGCCGGAGGGAAGCGGACCUGGGAUCGAAGAGCCAGUAGAUCCCAAGGACGUGGAGAACAAGAAUCCGGAUAUUGUGGACGAUGGGGUGGACUACAGCAAAAAUUUCAACAAAAGAAACACUGGUGCCUUUCGUUGAGCAGGUCUUUCCCCAUCUACUACCAUCUGGUCUUGACUCUGGAUCUGUCUUGAGAGUUGGUCUUAGACGGUCCUCGCUCAGUCAACGCAGCGUAGAUGAAAAAUGAAACGAAAUGUCUCUGAAAAUUAUCAAUUAAGUUUCACACUAAAGAUGCCUUGAUUCCUCAUAAAACGCGAAUGUAGUUCUCCCCUCUGUCAAAUAUUUUUACUCUGAAGAAUCAUUAGCCAUCAACAUACUAACGUGACAGUUGUCUCCAACAAGACCACAGUGUGACUCCGAGUAAAUUCAAGCACGAUCCAGCACGUCCCAUUGCUAGCUCGACAUUGUAUUCAUACAACAACCAUCUUCACCAUCCCCGAUAACAAAACCACACUCCCAGAACACACACCACAUAUCCCCCAUCUCAGUACCCUCUCUCACACACCACCCAUACCUAGCCUGCUCCCACACCUACAAAAACAACACCACCACACACAAAACAACAGCCAUCCUACUACAUCAACACCCGCCCAUUUUCAAAACCAUGCCUCUAACUCCCCUCCCUACCUAUUCCCCCUCAUCAUCACCACCGCCAUCCUCCCUACAAACCCGUCUCCAAACCCUCCACACAACCCUGCAAACCCUCUCAACGUCGCUCAAAACCCGCGCCACCCUCCACGCCCUCGCCCUCGCAAACCCCACCUCCUACCGCCUCUGGACCCUCAACAACCUAGCCUGGCAAGCCCGCACC
Molecule: messenger RNA, 1459 nt
Organism: Periconia digitata
Lineage: Eukaryota; Fungi; Ascomycota; Dothideomycetes; Pleosporales; Periconiaceae
Source: the annotation of a GenBank genome assembly